AUGACGGUGACUUACGGCCUGGCGUCAUCUCCGUUUCACGCGACGAUGGCGUUGAACCAGAUUGCGGAGGAUGGCGAGAAGGAGUUCCCGUUGGCCUCGGCGGCACUGAAGAAAUCGUUCUACGUGGACGACGGACUUUGCGGAGCGCAGAGUGUAGAAGAAGCCCGACUGCUGUGUCGAGACUUGCGCAAGCUGCUGAACACCGGCGGCCUUGACGCGCACAAAUGGUGCGCGAACGAUCCAGCGAUUCUCGAAGAAGUUCCGGAAGACGCUGGGUGUGAAACGAAGCCGCUGACGCGGCAGAAAGUACUCAGCGAAAUUGCCAAAUUCUUUGAUCCACUUGGCCUGUUGGUGGUGACAACUGCGAAGCUGAUCUUGCGGAAGGUCGGCACGUUGAAGAACAUCGGCUGGCUGGACCCGGUCCCGGAGAGUGUGGCCAACGAGUGGCGUCGAUUCCGGAAGCAGCUGCCUGCACUGAAUGACUUUCGGGUUUCCCGGUGCGUCUACGAUGAAGGGGCAGAACGCGUGGAACUCCACGGUUAUUCCGACGCGUCGGACGAUGCGUAUGGCGCCAGCGUGUACGCACGCAACAUCUACCCGGACGGCGAGAUCACGAUGCGGUUAAUUUGCAGCAAGUCCAAGCUCCUCCCAAAGAAGGUCAAGAACGUCCCGAAAGAACUCAGCACCCCAAAAGGCGAACUUGAGGACCACAGGAGCUCGGCCGCUGAACUGGUUGACAAGCUGGUAAACGUUGUCGAUGUUUGCUUCGAUUCGGUAAACUUGUGGUGCGACUCGCAAGUGGUGCUGAGCUGGAUCGCGAAGAAGCCCGAUGACCUGGAACUUUUUAUGGCCAACAGGGUAAGGAAAAUCCAGCAGCUGACCAGUAAGUACCGAUGGGGAUACAUCCCGACGGAUGACAAUCCUGCCGACCUGAUUUCGAGAGGGGUGAUGCCCAAAAACUCGGGUCAUUUGGAAUGA
This is a messenger RNA of Culex quinquefasciatus (southern house mosquito), 978 nucleotides long. RefSeq lists its product as uncharacterized. The record is from RefSeq and is a predicted model, not a curated record. Bases 1 to 978 code for a protein of 325 amino acids. The transcript is spliced from 3 exons. NCBI's taxonomy places the organism in Eukaryota, Metazoa, Arthropoda, Insecta, Diptera, Culicidae.